This is a messenger RNA of Rubroshorea leprosula, 1573 nucleotides long. Lineage: Eukaryota; Viridiplantae; Streptophyta; Magnoliopsida; Malvales; Dipterocarpaceae. The record is from the annotation of a GenBank genome assembly.
AUAUUAACUUUACUUAUUGCAGAGUUCAUUUUCAGAGCUGGGAUUAUGUACACAACCAAUGAAAGUGAAGAUGGACCACAACUAAGGUCAAAUAUGUUCUCCUUGAGUGGGACUGGUUUUUUUGGUGCUGUGGGGCGUAGCAUAAACUUGGGGGGUCAAUCUGCUCUAGCAUUACGAUUACUUCUGGCAGUUUUCUCAUCGAAAAUCUCCUCUGAUGUCAACCGACCCUUCGGCGAUGAGGUUGUUUAUUCAAACAUAUUAAAGAGUCAUAAUACAUGUAGUGUCUACAAAAUUUAUGAAAUUUCUACCUUAGUUUAUGAAUCUUUGCAAAAUUUGCAGUUUCGUGCUGCUCGAAAAGCUUCUGAAGAAGUUGGUGCUCAAAUAGUUUUGGGGGAUCGGCCCAUUGAAAUAACUCUUGAAAGGGCUUGGAAUUCUCUGAAGUGGGCUGAGAAAGUUAGUUUAGUGCGCUCUGUUAUUCGUGGGAUAACAUCAUCAUCUGAUAUAUCCAGGAAUGAUCUAGAGGUUUUCUCUUGCCAUUGUUUAUUGCCAAAUAUUGUUCUUCAUUUUCAUAAAGCCUGGGUUUUUAGCUGUUAUGGAAAAUGGAUAAUGACGAAGAAAGAUCCAUGCUUUGAGAAAUUCUCCUUAUUUCCUGCAACUUCCAACCAAGAAAAAUCUAUAUUGAAUUGCAGGAACAGAAUACAGAUGACAGCACCUUUCAGCUUUAUGAGAGGCUAAGUUUCUUAUAUCCAUCACUUCUGCAACCCCUUAUACACGAGCGAGACACAGUGAGUACAUGUAUACUUGAACCGUAAAGAUCAUUGGAACCCUUUCUUGUAAAUUAGUCAGGCACACUCCAAAAUGAGAAACGAAAAUAGAUAGAGGGUAGCUAUCCAUGGAAAACUGCAGUUUGAAAUUCUAUGUUGAUAGCUUGUCAUGCAUUAUAAGUUUAAUUAUAGUCUCCUCAAAAUCCUAAUUUCAUUCCUUUCAUCUGGAUCACUCAACUUACAUUUGCUUUAUGUGAAUUCUGUUUAUUAAUUUUUCACUGAUGCCGAACAUGAUCACAUUAUAUCAUGCCUGUUAUGCUGACAAAAAACCAAAAAAGAGAUAUCAUGCUGGUUAUGUCAAUUUCUAGGAGGCCAUAAUUUGCCCUUUUAGAAAGGAAAGUGUUUUCCUUUGUUCUCUUACGAACGAACAUAUGCCUCUGUGUUUUCAGUAUCUUGCCUGGUCUUUAAAGCGGAGCAAAGCUGUCAAUAACUGCAAGAAGGUGGUAGGGGUAAUUGGAAAGGGACACAUGAAUGGCGUAGUAUACGCACUGAUAUCUGACCAAGGAAACUUGCGGUUCAGAGACCUUGCAGGGAAGAGACCAUCUGAAGUUGGGUCUAAUGGUUUGGUUGAAGGUAUUCUUAAGAGCUUGGUUAGAGACACCGUGAUUGGCAUUCUUUUGUGGGCAUUAUAUGAGCUUAUAAAGGAAGGAUCAUAGCAUGCAGUACUAAUAGAUAUACAUACAUAUAAUCUCGUAGCAUCAAAAUUCAUAUUGCAAAGAAAUGUUCAUAAAGAAAAAUAACAAAUGCUA